CACUGAGCUACAGCUUCUGAGCCUGUUUUUAAUUUCUUAGGGAACCUCUGCUCUGCUUUCUGUGGUGGCCACACUAGUCAGCAUCCUCCCAGUGUGCAGAAGGUUCUGAUUUCUCCACAUGCUCACCAAUACUUGUUAUUUUUUCUGUUUUUUUUUUUUUAAUAGUAGGAGGCUCCCUGCCAUUUCUUUUUAUUCAUAGAAUUCUCGAACACUUUAAAAGUGUUAUGUAGAUUUUGCAUAAAUGUCGUCAUCGUCUGUAUACUGUCCUAUAAGUUGCUUUUUUCCGCUUGGUGUCAGUUGUCUGUCCUCGCUCCAUACUGACCUGCGUACUCCAUCACACGAGCAGACCUGAUUUGGACCCUUUCCCAGCCGUCUCUCAGUUCAGCUGUCUCUGCUGUACUGUAGUCACUGCCCUCUGCGGGACAGAACCCUGAUCUUGUCAGAUUGUCCAUCAGCUGGGGACCCAGUGAUCAGUCGUGGCAGGGCGGCUCAGGGCUGUCAGUAAUAAUCUGCUGGGUCUGCCAUUCACAGCCGAGAUCAGCAACCUCAAAAUAGCAGUUCUUAUGUAAGGUGGUGUGGGCUGCCCUUCUCAGGACACCUUGUGAUCUAAAGGAGUAAGAGGCGCUUGGCUUCAGGGGCCCAGCUUCCCCUCUUACACAAUGCACCAGCCCCCGCUCUGAUUCCCACAGGUGGUAUAACCCCCAAACUCACAGAAGUGCAGCUUGGUGACCUAGAAACACUGUGGGUGUGACCUGCUCAGCCACAGGGUGUGCUGUGUGUGCCUGAACACAUGUGCAUGCGGUGGUGGUGAUGAGGGUCAGCGCUGACCACGUCCUCUGCCCAGAUAAGAGCUGUGUCAUGCCUGCUAGGCCAUAGAGAACCCAGAAAGGACUGUUCAUUCACGAGCCACUUAGGAGGCACGUUCUGUGUGCCCAUCUGGCUCUGAGAUUUGGGAGUACAGCAUUGCACAAGAAAAGGCUCUGUUCCCACGGACCUGAGAAUUGAGCAGCCCAGCUGCCCCGACGAUGGUGGACCAUUUGGCCAACACGGAGAUCAACAGCCAGCGCAUCGCGGCAGUGGAGAGCUGCUUCGGGGCGUCGGGUCAGCCACUGGCCCUGCCAGGCCGCGUGCUGCUGGGCGAGGGCGUGCUGACCAAGGAGUGCCGCAAGAAGGCCAAGCCGCGCGUCUUCUUCCUCUUCAAUGACAUCCUGGUAUACGGCAGCAUCGUGCUCAGCAAACGCAAGUACCGCGGCCAGCACAUCAUCCCGCUGGAGGAGGUGACGCUGGAGCCGCUGCCGGAGACCCUGCAGGCCAAGAACCGCUGGAUGAUCCGGACGCCCAAGAAAUCCUUCGUGGUGUCGGCCGCGUCCGCCACGGAGCGCCAGGAGUGGAUCAGCCACAUCGAGGAGUGUGUGCGGCGGCAGCUGCUGGCCACGGGCCGCCAGCCCACCACGGAGCACGCGGCGCCCUGGAUCCCCGACAAGGCCACGGACAUCUGCAUGCGCUGCACGCAGACGCGGUUCUCCACGCUCACGCGGCGCCACCACUGCCGGAAGUGCGGCUUUGUGGUGUGCGCCGAGUGCUCGCGCGAGCGCUUCCUGCUGCCGCGCCUGUCCCCCAAGCCCCUGCGCGUCUGCAGCCUCUGCUACCGCGACCUGGCCGCCCAGCAGCGCAGGGAGGAGGCGGAGGAGCAGGGCCAGGGGUCCCCAGCACAGCUGGGCCGCCUGGCUGGGGCCGUGUGCGGAGGGGCGUCCAGUGGCGAUGAUGAUGACUCAGAGGAGGACCGGGAAGGUGGUGGGGACGGCGACUGGCCCAGCAGCGUGGAGUUCUAUGCCUCUGACGUCUCUUGGUCAGCCUUCCACAGCUGACGCCGCCGGCAGGACUUCUGCAUUUGGGGCAGCUGCACUGCCCAGGCCCGGACAAGGGCAGUGCCAAAAACUGCCCCAUGGUGGUGGGCACCAUGUGGGAAGUGGCUCUUCCCCUCUGGAUUCCCCAGUGCCUUUUUGUUGGACAUCAGCACCCUUCUAGUCCCACAUCGGGUAUCUUUCUUUGUGUUUAGCAAUUCCCAAAACGCCUAGGCCUCUUGGGGACAGAUGCCAGCUUUCAGCCCCUUCAUCUGCAGCUGCAGAAAAACCAGGCAUUUGGGGAUCAGAGGGAUUAGGAACACGGAGGGAACACAGCCCCGCCACUUCCUGCCAGGCCUCUGGGGCAGACGGUGCCUUGGAGUGGGGACGCCCAUCCUGGUGCACUGCUGUCCCUCCAGGGCCCCACUAGCCUUGGCCAAAGCCCACUGUGGCACAAAGUGGGGUCCCUGUUGUCCAGAAGUGGUGCUCGUGGGGCUGGGAACGUUCUCCUUGGCCCACACAGCACAUCUGAAACCCUCCAUUCCCAGGGGUAACAUCAUCCUCUUGGGCCGGUUCUCAGAGUACGAGGCCGGAAGUCAAGGCCUGCCCACCACCUUGCUGGUGCCCACUGCCGCUCCAGGCUUGUGGGAUCCCCUCAGCCAUGCAGGAGACUGCCAUGCUGUGGGUGCCCACCAGGUCUGGGGGACUGCAGCCUGAGCUGCCCUUGGCGCUGGACCGCUGAUGAGGAGCUGUCCAGGUGUCCAGGCCUCUUUUUAUCUUGUCCUCAGCUUUCCCUGCAGCCAGUGAAACUGGCGUCAGGACUCAGUCGCAGGGACAGAAACCCUAACUUGACUGGCUUAAUAAUAAAAAGAAAGUUUAUUGACUUGUGUGGUCAACAAAUUCA
This is a messenger RNA of Otolemur garnettii (small-eared galago), 2748 nucleotides long. RefSeq names its product pleckstrin homology and FYVE domain containing 1 (gene PLEKHF1). Lineage: Eukaryota; Metazoa; Chordata; Mammalia; Primates; Galagidae. Bases 1026 to 1868 code for a protein of 280 amino acids. Gene Ontology annotation, molecular function: phosphatidylinositol binding; metal ion binding. The transcript has 2 exons. The record is from RefSeq and is a predicted model, not a curated record.